GUCUCGGGUGCCGGUGUUGGGGCGCUCCGAGGGCCGCGAGUCUCGCUGUGUCAGGGGCUCCCCGGUGCCGAGCGGCCCCGCCGCUGAGCCGCCUCUCCGCCCCGCAGCAGCCCCGGCCCUGUCCCGCCAUGGAGGAUUUGAUCCUCAACGUGGACUUCGCCGCCCCCGAGGGCCGCCCGAAGAAGGAGCCGGGCAACCGAAAGCACCAGAGCUUCGUGCGGCGGCGGCGGGAGCUGGAGCGCCGGGGAGUCCUGCGGCAGAAGCAGCUCCCGGCGGCACCGGGCGGACCCCGGCGGGCCCCAGCACGGGGGAAGCCGCGCUCGGGCCGGCGCAGGUCGUGCCCCAAAGAGAACGGCCCCGCCGCCGCCGCCGCCCCUCAGUGCUCCCCGCACCCCCAGAACGGCCCCACCGGGGCCGAUGCUCCCGCUAAGACCAAGGGGAAGGGUCGGGGGGCGGCUCGGGGCUCCGCCAACGCUGCUGGAGCCCCCCCGGCGUCCCAGAACGACUCCGCUGGGAGCGGCGCAACCGCCAAGAGCAAGGGGAAGGGGCGGGGGGCGGCUCGGGGCAGCGCCAGGGCCGGCGGGCCGCCCCCCAAGUUCGUGGCCGUGGACUGUGAGAUGGUGGGCACGGGGCCCGGCGGGCGCACGAGCGCCCUGGCCCGCUGCAGCAUCGUGUCCUACGAGGGCGACGUCGUGUACGAUCGGUACGUGCGGCCCGAGGCGCCCAUCGUGGACUACCGGACCCGCUGGAGCGGCAUCCGCCGCCACCACAUGGACAAAGCCGUGCCCUUCCGCCAGGCGCGGCAGCAGGUGCUGCGGAUCCUCGCUGGGAAGGUUGUGGUCGGCCAUGCCAUCCACAAUGACUUCAAGGCACUCCGGUACUCGCACCCCAAAGCUCUGACCCGGGACACAUCCCAGAUCCCACUGCUGAACCGCCGCGGCGGCUUCCCGGAGAAUGUGUCCAUCUCCCUGAAGCGCCUCACCAAAGCACUGCUGGACCAGGACAUCCAGGUAGGGAAAAGUGGCCACUCCUCGGUGGAGGACGCCCGAGCCACCAUGGAGCUGUACAAGGUGGUGGAGGAGGAGUGGGAGCAGCACCUGCGGCAGAACCUGGAGCAGGAGUGACACCCUGGGGGGCUCAGAGUGACACCCCCAGCCCGGUCCUGCCUCCGGGGGGGCCCACAGUGAUGGCCUCAGCCUGGUCCUGCCUCUUGGGGGGCCCAGAGUGAUACCCCCAGGCCUGGUCCUGCCCAUCAAGGGCCCCUCGAGUGCUGAGGAGCUGCCUCAUCCCGUCUGUGGAUGAUGAGGAGCCAGGUGUGACGUCCCUGAGCCCGACGUGCCUUAUUGUGCCGCUGCUGUUCCUCCCCUGUUCUCCCCAGGAUGUGGGGAGGGCCUGGGAUGGUGCCUUCCCCAAGAGGGGUCUCUGGGAUCCUGCGCCCUCCCGAAAACUUUGGGGCUACUGCUGGUCCUGAUCUGGGAGUGGCAUUGGGGCAAACUGAGCACAGCCCCCAUCUCUGGGGCUUUGGGAAUGGAGCGGGCUCCUUCCUCUUCCCAAAACUACCUCUGUCAGCGCCGGGAGCUGCCGAUGAGCCCCGGGACGCAGUGUAGGAGCGGGUGGGACUCAGAUCCCUCUGGAAAGUCCCCGCUGUGCUGUGGGAGCUGCUUUCGUCGGCGGUGAAGUUCCACCUUCCUCGUUGUGCAAGGGGUGGAACAAACCCGGGCAUGGGGAGCAGCGUCGCCCCAUCCGCCUGCCCGAGCCCCCCGUGCUGCCCCGGGGACGACCCCAACACCCGCGGGCGAGUCCCCCCCCCCGCGCUGGCCUGGGGACACCUCCGGCACCAGCGGGCGGCCGUACCCUGAAGGCGCCUGAGUCCGACGGGAACUGCUUUGAACUGAAAGGUUUAUGUGCAAAAUCCUAAUUAAAAAGAAAUGAUUAA
Messenger RNA from Corvus hawaiiensis (hawaiian crow), 1936 nucleotides. RefSeq names its product interferon stimulated exonuclease gene 20 like 2 (gene ISG20L2). Lineage: Eukaryota; Metazoa; Chordata; Aves; Passeriformes; Corvidae. Gene Ontology annotation, molecular function: 3'-5'-RNA exonuclease activity; nucleic acid binding. Gene Ontology annotation, cellular component: nucleus. The coding region runs from base 129 to 1124 and encodes 331 amino acids. The transcript has 3 exons. The record is from RefSeq and is a predicted model, not a curated record.